CAUUCUCAAAUUUCGUUUAUAAAUACACACACGAUGCUUUGUAAUAACUUGGAAUAGAGAAAGAUAACCUUAAAAGUUGAAUUUGUAUAAAAGAGAAGAUUCUUCUUAAUAACCAGAAUCAAUACGACAAGUAAAUCGGCAUACAGUGUGUUGUUUAUUCAGAAAGAUCAGCACAGCAUGUCUGUAUCAGGUACAAAUACAAGUUUUGGAUUUGAACAGCCAAGAUUGGUUGCCAAGAAAAUCUUGGCCAAGCCUCAGAAUGAAGGUGAUGGUGCUGUUGUUAGAAGAAGCAUAGGAAGGCCUGAGUUGAAGUCUUUGGAUCCCUUCCUCAUGCUGGAUGAAUUUGAAGUUUCACCUCCUGCUGGAUUUCCUGAUCAUCCACAUAGAGGUUUUGAGACUGUUACAUACAUGCUACAAGGUGCAUUCACUCAUCAAGAUUUUAUGGGUCACAAGGGCACAAUACGAACUGGCGAUGUGCAAUGGAUGACUGCAGGAAGGGGUAUAAUUCAUUCGGAAAUGCCUGCAGGAGAAGGUGCUCAAAGAGGUUUGCAGUUAUGGAUAAAUCUCUCGGCCAAGGACAAAAUGAUCGAACCUAGGUACCAAGAACUAGUGAGUGAGGACAUCCCAAAGGCAGAGAAAGACGGGGUUGAGGUUAAAAUCAUUGCAGGGGAAUCAAUGGGUGUUUACUCUCCAGUUUAUACUCAAACUCCAACAAUGUAUCUCGAUUUCACCCUAAAGCCCAAUGCUCAACAUCAUCAAAGCAUCCCGGAAUCUUGGAAUGCUUUUGUAUACAUAAUUGAAGGUGAAGGGGUCUUUGGUCUACAGAAAUUGGCGCCCAUAAAGGCUCACCAUGUCUUGGUUUUAGGUCCGGGAGAGGGUCUCAGUGUAUGGAACAAAUCUUCCAAUCCAUUGAGAUUUAUUUUGGCAGGUGGGCAGCCACUCAAUGAACCAGUGGUUCAGCACGGUCCUUUUGUUAUGAACACACAAGCUGAAAUAGACAAGACUAUCGAAGACUAUUCUUACAGCAAGAAUGGGUUCGAAAUGGCAAGACACUAGAGAUCUCAAUGAGUUAGCUAAAGCUCCAAAACGCUGAGGGGCAAGAGCUUCCCGAAGUCUAUAUAUGCAGCCACUAUUUACAAGUCAUGAACUCUGAGCUUAUUUUGGCUGUUUUUUUCUUUUUAAAUUCAAUGGAUGAUAUAUUUUUUUAUCCUUGUUCCUUGUCAUGUUUUCAAAAUUGAUUCUUA
Messenger RNA from Olea europaea var. sylvestris, 1244 nucleotides. Its product is annotated as pirin-like protein. The record is from RefSeq and is a predicted model, not a curated record. The transcript is spliced from 6 exons. The coding region runs from base 178 to 1056 and encodes 292 amino acids. NCBI's taxonomy places the organism in Eukaryota, Viridiplantae, Streptophyta, Magnoliopsida, Lamiales, Oleaceae.